AUGUCUUCCUGUUUUUUCAUUACGCUCAGAUAUUUCAUUUUUCAUCCCGAAACCAGCUCUCCUAUUUCUCUCUAUAAUUCUUUCUAUCUUUCUUUUUGUCUGGAUUUGUCUUUCAUUUUUUUUUUCCUACGUUUCUUUUUGUUUAAUUUUCUUCAUUAUUUAUUUUUCCCCCCUCAACCGAACGAUUUCCUGAACUGCAUUCGAUUUUUAUUCAACUCAUUCUUUCUCGCUCUUUUUUUUGUUGGAUUCUUUUUAAGAAUUACUUAUCAUAUUCUUUUCUUUUGUUCGAGUUCAAUUUUACUUAAAAUAUAUAUUUUCUCUUUCAUCUCCGACUCUCGCUAUUUACUCCUCUCUUUUUACAUUUACUUUAUCUGUUUGCUUCUCUCUUUUUACAUUCACUCUAUCUAUUUAUUUCUCUCUUUUUACAUUCACUCUUUUUACUUCUCUCUUUUUACAUUCACUCUAUCUAUUUAUUUCUCUCUGUUUACAUUCACUAUACGUCUCAUUUUACAUUCUCUCUCUCUCUCUCUCUUUACUUCUCUCUUUUUACAUUCACUCUAUCUAUUUACUCCUCUUUUACAUUCACCCUAUGUACUUCUCUCUAUUUGCAUUCACUCUAUCUAUUUUCUGCAAACUUCUACUUUUUAG
Molecule: messenger RNA, 648 nt
Organism: Acanthosepion pharaonis
Lineage: Eukaryota; Metazoa; Mollusca; Cephalopoda; Sepiida; Sepiidae
Source: the annotation of a GenBank genome assembly